GGCGGAUCGGAAGAUGGAGAAGUUGUCAGUGAGGAGAAUGGAGAUAAUUCCUCUUGGUGGAGUAUUCCUGGUGCCAGAACCGAUCUCCACAUCAGCCUCGCUUCCAGCCACUGACAGCAGCACUGGGCAUUAUGUCUUCUACCUGGGGCUUGCUCUUGCCAUUAGCUCCAGCAUCUUCAUUGGGAGCAGUUUCAUCCUGAAGAAGAAGGGACUCCUGCGCCUAGCCGGGAAGUCAGCGGUAAGAGCAGGCCAGGGCGGACACGCAUACCUGAAGGAGUGGCUUUGGUGGGCCGGGCUUCUCACAAUGGGUUUGGGAGAAGCUGCCAAUUUUGCUGCCUAUGCCUUUGCCCCAGCAACUCUAGUCACACCUCUGGGAGCCCUCAGCGUUCUUGUGAGUGCUAUCUUAUCUUCAUACUUUUUAAAUGAGCGGCUGAACCUUCACGGAAAGAUGGGCUGCAUUCUGAGUAUCCUGGGAUCAACGGUGAUGGUCAUCCAUGCCCCACAGGAGGAGGAGGUCGGAACCUUGGCUGAAAUGGUGGAAAAGCUGAAGGAUCCAGGUUUCAUUGCUUUUGCUGUGUGUGUUGUGGUCAGCUGCUUGAUCCUGAUCUUGUUGGUGACCCCCCGCUACGGCCAGAAGAAUGUCCUGGUCUACAUCCUCAUCUGCUCCAUCAUUGGCUCCCUCUCUGUCUCGUGUGUUAAGGGUCUGGGCAUCGCCAUUAAGGAGCUAUUUGUGGGCCACCGUGUGCUAUCAUCCCCAAUGACCUGGAUCCUGCUGGUCUUCUUGAUAGUCUGCAUCAGCACCCAGAUCAACUACCUGAACAAAGCCCUCGACAUCUUCAACACCUCCAUCGUAACUCCUAUCUACUAUGUCUUUUUUACCACUGCUGUGAUGACCUGCUCAGUCAUUCUGUUCAAGGAGUGGUACCACAUGACCAUUUACAACAUUGUGGGCACAAUUAGUGGGUUCCUCGUUAUCGUCCUUGGUAUCUUCCUGCUGCAUUCUUUCAAGGACAUCAGUUUCACUCCUAGCAUCCUGCCUCUGUUCCUCAGGAAGGCCAAGCCCAGGGUGGACCGAAGCCAACCUUACCAAGCCCUGCCUUCCCAGGGGACAGAAAGCCCCAGCUGCUAACUCCAAGUCAGCAAUGCAUAGCUUCACCUGGGAGCCGAGUUGGAAGGAUCAGGGACAGUGUGUUCAAAACCCUUCUGAUCUGUCCACACACAUUUAUUUAGCAUUCCUCCCCAGGCUGCAAUAUCAUAUUGGAGUUCAUUCCCAUCCACCUCAUGGUUAGCUGGUACACGUUAGCGGAGCUGCCUCUCCAAGUAUGAUGUUGAGCUGAAGAAGGACUCACUCGUUCCAAGUUGCUGGUCCUAGUGAGUGUCCCAUUACCCAGCACUGUUAAAUAUGGGGGGGGGAACAGAUGAUCGCGCGCGCACGUGCGUGUGUGUGUGUGUGUGUGUGUGUGUCUGUGUGGAAUUCGGGUGUCAGGCAAUUUAUCUUUGAAAUACUGUCAUGUCUUGACAGGAAGGGUAAAAGGUUUCAAUAAUUUGAUCAUGACAGGUAUAAUGUCAUAAGACCUGGGUCACCAAAUCAAACAAAAGAAUCCAGCUCUCACCAUGUAAGGAUCUCAUUUUGACAAUGCUUGUCCUCAGUCUACUCAGAGAAUGAAGGUAGUGAGGUUUGAGGAAGAGGACCAAAAGCACUACUUAGAAGUUGGUACCGUUGUAUUCUUUCUCAUCGUUGAUCUUAGCAGUAGCAUUCCUUAUGAGGUCAUAUUUUUCACAUGCCAACACAAUCUCCAUUGGGCACAACAUAGCAAGGACCAUAAUCCAGGUAUUUCAUAUUAGUCACACGUUGAAACUCUCUGAUUCAGCACUUUAGGAUUGUCUGGUGCCAGAUUACAAUAAAACUGUCCCAAUUAUCUACCACUAAUCAGGACUGUUCUUUUAAGUACAGGACACUCCCCAGUUAGUGAGGGUUCUGUUCUCAAGAACUAUUGGUAACUCAAAUUUUCCCUAAUUUGGGAAAGCUGUUGGCUGAUAAUGUAAAAGUUACACUGGUAGGUUAAUCAGGUACAGAUCUUAGUUAAUUUUAGUCCUUAGAAUUAGCCAAUUAGUACAGAUCUGUAUUAAAGAUCUAAAUGCUGCUGGGCCAGAGUUUCAACCUGUAGAAAGACUUCUCCUUACACUAAUGGAGUCUUGAGCUCUCCACCACAGUAGACUGUGACACAAUACGUACAACAGUUUAUCAGCAUCUUUUUACUGAUUCCAGUGCUAGACCUGCUCUGCAAGUACGUACUGGAGCAUUGCAGAAGGGACUUUAAGGAGCUCAGGGUUGAUUUCAGAAAAGUACAGCAAGACGCCCUACUGUCCAGUGUCCACACUGACCAUCAAAUCCCCUACUUACAUUAAUCCUACAUUAGAUCUCAAACCCUGGUCUCUUGUGUUGAGGUAGCAGCUCUACUGGAUUACAGAAACAAGGAGUUCCACUUUUAUCACCCAUGCAGUGAAGUGCUCUGUCCAGACUGUUGCUCAAAGUGCUUUAAUAUUCUGGCACGUGAACCCAUCACUUGCCUGGAGCUAGGCUGGUGAUGAAAGCAGACCUGGAGCUAUGAGCAUUGCAAACAUAUCGCAAGGCUUGAAUAGUUCAAGCUGUUGGAAAGUAAUCAGACCUAGAUGCUACUGAAAAACUACCUGCUUGGCACAGCCUUUGUCCAAACAGUAAAUGUACUGCAGGUCAAAAUACUGUGGAUGCUGGAAACACUCAGCAUGUCAGGUUGUAUCUGUGAGAAAAGAAACAGUUGACGUUUCACCUCAGGGACGCUCCAUGAUGAUGCUCUUCGGCACGUACUUUUCAUCAGAAAUAUCAAAAGGAGAAACCUUUAUACAGAGCGUAGAACUAACAACACACAAUUCUCAUCAGUCCCAGGCACUUGCGACUUAGUCCAGCUACUGUUCUAAUUUAAGUGACUGAAAAAUGUCUUACAUUAAAUAUAUUUUUACAGUGCUGAUAAUACUGUGGAGGUUUUUAAUCACUUUACUUGGACAAAGGUAGAACAACGUGACCAGGGGCUUCCCCUAGAUUUAGUAAAGCAGCAAGGAGCAGCUCAGGGAUUGAGUCACUGUCAUCCCAUUGUUGUAGAGGAAAACCUCUUGUGAGGGGAUGGCAGUGAAAUACAAGACUAAGCAAAUGGGAUCUUUCUAACACCAUGUCUUUCAGGGAUACUCCCUAUUCUUGGAUUGUGAGCUUAACUUGGGAUGUUGAUGUCACUGGCAUUUCUUGUACCUGUACAGAGGAGCCAGCUCAGAGUCACUGGUGAGUCUGGGCUCACAUAUACACCCAGAUUAAGUGAGGAUGCGAAAUUCCUACCCUGAAGAAAAGGUUUUCCAACAAACUGAUACUUACAGUUAGCACUUUGAUAAGCUUUUCAUUAACAGUAGGCCAUUUGGCAAGAUCACCACAGAAACAGGCCCUUCACCCCACUGAGAUGUGUAUCUAUUCUCACCAAGAUGAUGCAAAUGGGCUUUUAUCUCUUCUGCAUUCUCUCUAUUGCUAUCAUAUUCUUGCUCUUGUGUGGCAACCAUAACCGUACACAAUUAUGAUCCAAGUGUGGUCUAAAUAUUUAAAGCUGUAACAUGAUGUUCCAAUUCUUAUGCUCAAUGAAAACAAGCAUACAAAAUGCCUUCUUUACUGUCCUAUCCACUUGUUUCAGAGCUUUCAGGAAGCAAUGGACUGGUACCCCAAGAUCUAACUACAUCAAUAUUCACAACAUCCCUGACAUUUACUCCAUAUGUUCACCCAAAAUUUAACCACAAGUCACACUCGGUCGGAUUAAAUUCCACCUGCCAUUCUCCUUCAACUGUCUGAUUAUGUUCCACCAUCACUUUAAACAGCCUUCACUAUCUGCUGUUCCAUAAAUGUUCAUAUUAUCUGCAAGCUUAAUCAUACGCCCAGUCAUUUCUAUAUAUUAUGAACAAAGACCCCAGUACCAUCCCUGCAGGAUGGGAAGUGCAUACUUGUUACACAGUUUCCAGUCAGAAAACACCCUUUCACCAUUACCCUGUCUCAUAUCACUCAGGCAAUUUUGGACCCAAUUCAUCAGCACCUUUCAUCAUACCAUUACCUUCUAGGCCAGCCUAUUUUGUAAAAAGCUUUAUUAAUGUACAUAUAGGAAAUAUCUACCAAACUGUUCAUCAAACUCCUUGGCUACCUCCUCAAAAAAAUUGAGACUUGAUCUCCUCCGUACAAAUCAUAGCAACUCCCAAUCAGUCCCAUCUUUCCAAGUGAAUAUAAAUCCUGGUCUCAUAGAACCUUCAAGUUUUCAACCACUGAUGUAAAGUUCACUGACCUGUAGUUUCCAGGCUUGUCUCAGCUGCCCUUUUUAAAUAAAAGCACAAUAGCUGCCUCCGGUCUUAUAGUACCAUACAUAUGACUAACAAAGUGCAAACAUCUCCAAGGCCUGAGUAAUCUCCAUUUUUGCUUUCAUCUUUGUCCUAGGAUCAAUCCACUUUAAGGUGCACAAAUAUUUCUAGCUCUUACACCUCCUUCAUACUGAAACAAGAGGUUAGCUAAGAAGGAAUUGGGCCCCUUAGUGAUGAGAAGAGUAAUCUUAUCCUUUGAGUCAGACAUUACAGCUCCAAACCACUAUAGCCCUCUCAACUUUAGAGAGCCCACAAAUUCACCUCCCUGGUGAAUACCAAUGGAAAUUACUCAUUUAGGAUCACACUUAGAUCAUCCCUUAGUUCCUUCCUUAGCUAUCCUCUUGCUUUAAUAUAUUUUUACGAUUCUGUAAUUAUUCUUGCCAAGGACAGUUCAUGACUCCUUUUUGCCCUAAUUUUUCCAUUUUCUUCUGUCUGUUAUGAACUUCAAAUGACUUGUUUGGUGACUUCCUACAUUUGACACAUGCCUCCUUUUACCGAUCAGUUUUUCAAUAUCCUUCAUUAUCUCUUACAGGGACUCCGAAUUCUUGUCAUUUCACUUCUAAUCGCUGGAUUUACCAAAUGUGUUUCCCUCUGGCAGUUCCUCCAAAUCUGCCUUUCCCAGGUACCAUCCCACAGUAUGGAAAACUGCCUUCUCCUAACUUACGCUCCAAACUCAAGGGAACUAUUUUAUUGUUUUUCAUUACCAGCUUGCCAAACUUAUCCCAGAGAGCUCCACCAAUCUCUUCAAUCAUUUGCACAUCUGUAUUCCCUAGUUCAACCCAUCUCUAGUUCGACUCUGUGCAUGUUGCUUCAGAAAAACCUGAAAGCAUUUUCAACUAAAGCAAUCUCAUUCAAUGUUGAGAAACUUCAUUCCUUUACUAGGAAGAGGCGCAGUCGACGUUUCAGGCCGAGACCCUUC
Mobula hypostoma (lesser devil ray) is the source of this 5338-nucleotide messenger RNA. RefSeq lists its product as uncharacterized. Gene Ontology annotation, biological process: magnesium ion transport. The coding region runs from base 14 to 1129 and encodes 371 amino acids. The transcript is spliced from 7 exons. The record is from RefSeq and is a predicted model, not a curated record. Gene Ontology annotation, molecular function: magnesium ion transmembrane transporter activity. NCBI's taxonomy places the organism in Eukaryota, Metazoa, Chordata, Chondrichthyes, Myliobatiformes, Myliobatidae. Gene Ontology annotation, cellular component: membrane.